Parnassius mnemosyne (clouded apollo) is the source of this 366-nucleotide messenger RNA. NCBI's taxonomy places the organism in Eukaryota, Metazoa, Arthropoda, Insecta, Lepidoptera, Papilionidae. The record is from the annotation of a GenBank genome assembly.
AUGAUGAGCAAGAAGAUAUUCGUUGCAUUAGCCGCGGUGCUGGCUAUUGUUUGUCUGGCUGAAGCUAGGGAGGAUGGCCCUCACGACAUGGCUGAUGCACUUCGCAUGCUGCAAGAACUCGACCGCUACUACACCCAAGCUGCUAGACCGAGGAUUGACCGCCGCGACGUUGCGGAUGGGGACCGCGUCGACCCAGACUUGUUAGAUCGUGCGGUGCGGCUCCUUCAGCUGCAGAAUCUUGACCGCAUUUACUCCUACCACACCCGACCAAGGUUUGGUAAGCGCUCGGACGCGUACACGAACUGGGCCAAGGAUUCGGAAAGGCCAGACUUACCAACGUGGUUGUCUUAUGCCAGGAGGAGAUGA